Callorhinus ursinus (northern fur seal) is the source of this 3363-nucleotide messenger RNA. RefSeq names its product differentially expressed in FDCP 8 homolog (gene DEF8). Lineage: Eukaryota; Metazoa; Chordata; Mammalia; Carnivora; Otariidae. The record is from RefSeq and is a predicted model, not a curated record.
CGGGCGGCCGGGCGCGCUACAAUGUAGCGAGGGCGACGGGGCGAGUUACAAUGUAGCGAGGGCGGCGGCGGUCAGGUGGGAUGCUAUGGAAUAUGACGAGAAGCUGGCCCGGUUCCGGCAGGCCCACCUCAACCCCUUCAACAAGGAGCCUGGGCCAAGGCAGCAUGAGCAGAGGGCCAGUGAGGAGGCCCCAGAAGUCACUUCUGAAGAGGCCCUGCCCGAGCUGCCGCCUGGAGAGCCAGAGUUCUGCUGCACUGAGCGAGUGAUGGAUCUCGGCUUAUCUGAGGACCACUUUUCCCGCCCUGUGGGUCUGUUCCUGGCUUCUGACAUUCAGCAGCUGCGGCAGGCUAUCGAGGAGUGCAAGCAGGUGAUUCUGGAGCUUCCCGAGCAGUCGGAGAAGCAGAAGGACGCUGUCGUGAGGCUCAUCCACCUCCGGCUGAAGCUCCAGGAGCUGAAGGACCCCAAUGAGGAUGAGCCCAACAUCCGAGUCCUCCUGGAGCACCGUUUCUACAAGGAGAAGAGCAAGAGUGUCAAGCAAACUUGUGACAAGUGUAACACUAUUAUCUGGGGGCUCAUUCAGACCUGGUACACCUGCACAGGCUGCUGCUACCGCUGUCACAGUAAGUGCUUGAACCUCAUCUCCAAGCCCUGUGUGCGCUCCAAAGUCAGCCACCAAGCUGAAUAUGAGCUGAACAUCUGCCCCGAGACAGGGCUGGACAGCCAAGAUUACCGUUGCGCCGAGUGCCGGGCGCCUAUCUCUCUGCGAGGCGUGCCCAGCGAGGCCCGGCAGUGUGACUACACGGGCCAGUACUACUGCAGCCAUUGCCACUGGAAUGACCUGGCCGUCAUCCCUGCGCGAGUCGUGCACAACUGGGACUUUGAGCCGCGCAAGGUGUCCCGCUGCAGCAUGCGUUACCUGGCGCUGAUGGUGUCUCGACCGGUUCUCAGGCUGCGAGAGAUCAACCCUCUGCUGUUCAACUAUGUGGAGGGUCUGGUGGAGAUCCGGAAGCUGCGCCAGGACAUCCUGCUCAUGAAGCCGUACUUCAUUACUUGCAAGGAGGCCAUGGAAGCUCGUCUCCUUCUGCAGCUCCAGGACCGGCAGCAUUUUGUGGAGAACGAUGAGAUGUACUCCGUGCAGGACCUGCUGGACGCGCACACAGGCCGCCUCGGCUGCUCCCUCACGGAGACCCACACGCUCUUCGCCAAGCACAUCAAGCUGGACUGUGAGCGGUGUCAGGCCAAGGGCUUCGUGUGUGAGCUCUGCAGAGAGGGUGACGUACUCUUCCCCUUCGACAGCCACACGUCCGUGUGCACCGACUGCCGUGCCGUCUUCCACAGGGACUGCUACUAUGACAACUCCACCACGUGUCCCAAAUGUGCUCGGCUCACCUUGCGGAAGCAGUCACUCUUCCAGGAGCCUGGUCCAGACGUGGAUGCCUAGAGCAACAGGAACCCCUCCCAGGCCUCUCUGGCAUCCAAACUGCUGGUCAUUGCCAAAGUCAAGAUGUUUCUUGUGUUCUGGAGACCCCUAGGGUGCAGCCCCUGGACCUCUCACCUGUGCUGGGCCAGAGGGGUGUAAGCAGCACCAUGAGGACCAUCGUCCCUCUCCUAGGCACUUGCUGGGACUUGGGGCAGUCUCGCCUGGCUCUUUCCUGGGUGUGUUGCUGUGGAGGCUGCAGGGCUCCAUAAGCAGGGAAGUGGGGAAAGGCUUCUCCCCACCCCCUGUGGCAAAGAGCCUUGGGGAGGCACUUGGGGCCAAGGCCGCUGGGCUUUGGCCACGCUGAGAACCCCCAGAGGGCUUUGGGGGAGUGGCCGACGAGCCUUGGGAAUGCUGGCUGCAGACACCCAGGCUGGGCCUGAGUUUUCUCUGCAAUGGAUGGUUUGGAUCUACCUGGAGGCCCCCCAUCCCCUUGGCCCCUUGUGUGGGGACUUGUAGUUGUUCACGACUGUCUCCUGAGGGCCCUGCUCCUGCCUCCCAAAGUUCUCUCCCUCUGGGUUCUCCUCUGACAGGGCCAGCCCUGGGGGUUCCCACUUCUGUACAACAUGGAGGGAAGGGGGCCGUGAAGCUCUUCCCCUUGGUGGACCAGCCCCUGCUCUGGCCUUUGCUCUCCCAGCUUACGGUGGUGCUCUAGGCUGGGUGGUUGGGGGUCGAGUUGGAGGAGGCUGUCCUGCUUCCCAGUUUGGAGCAGGGACUGUGACCCUGGGGGAGGUUCUAGGUUAGGCCACAGGGUUGGCUGCCAUUGGCCUGUUUGCCUGAGGAGCUCCAUGUGCCAGUGGAGGGCUCCGUACAGCUCAUAGACCACCACCAGCCUGUGGCCUUUUGUUUGGGGGCCUGAGGUCAGGCACUGGGAAUAUUUGCUCAAGGGAGCUUUGGGCAGGAAUCCCAGAGCGUGUGCAGGAAGACCGGGGCAUGGGAUGUGGAAGGUCCUGUGUCCCAGCUGACAAAUGGAACCCCUGGACAGAGCAUGAGAAGCCACAGCACUUCACCGGGGGAGCGUCGGCCUUGGUAUUUGCAGGGAUGCUUCGUGCUUUAGAGACCCUGCUAUAGAGGGCGUGGCCUGUGGGAGGAGGAUGUUUCUGGAUGUGGCUCUCCAGUCUUUUGUGCCCUCUUGCCCAGAUCGUCCUUGCCUGCUGGUGGGCACGGUUGACACGCACGGGUGGAGGUGGUGGAACAUAGCUACUUGGACAUCUGUCAUCUGCGACCUGCAGCAGAAAGGUCAGCCUAGCUUGCUGGCCAAUAAGAGGGUUGGAUAAAGACAGUGUCCCCUCCUCCUCGCUUCUCUGCACCAUCAGAAAAGCCUCACGUGGUGGCUUUAAGGCAGUCCUCUUGCGGUGUGUUCUGAUCUGCCUCGGGGAAACAGUGCGAAGCAAACACUGGUGAGGUUGGGUCAACGGCAGGUCCCCGUCCUGCUUCCCCUUCCUCUCUAGGGCUGAAGAGGGGCUUAAGGGCCAAACGCCCUUUUCCUACACCCCCAGAUCUGCACACUUCUCACCACUGCAUUACAUUUCUGUCAUAAGGAUAUUGGCCAUUCCCGAAUAUAGUGUGUAACGAACAUCACAUUAUUCCAGUCAUAAUCACUGUGUCCAUAGGAAGCGUUAAUAUGCUGGCAUCUGCUGGCGGAAGAGUUGGCUCCCUUUUCUUUUUAACUGCCCCCAUUUCCUCCUCCCCAGUUAUCUCCACCUACCCUCCUGAAUGGCAGAGUUUUUAAACAAAAUCACGUGUGGGUCUUGGGAGUCCACGGCACGGUACAAGAACCCGCCGAAGAACCAGUUUGCAUGGCCAGCCCUUCACAGAAGAGCAGUAGGGAUAUCUAGCUGUAAUAAUGCCGCAGCUGCUGUCUCAUUAAAUCCGUGUUCUCUAGA